CCCACGGUGUGGCUGCAGGUGCAGCACCAGCAGGGCCGGACGCUGGUGGUGGCGCAGUCCUCCGACAAGCUGCAGGCGGUGCUGGACAAGGUGCCGGGCCACAUCGACCACGUGCACGGCCUGUACCGAGACGGCCAGGAGCUGCGGCUGGACCGCACACUGUCGGACCACGGGCUGGCCUGCCUCCACUCCCUCGAGAUGCGUGAGCGCGGCUGCAUGCAAGCGCUCAUCGGCGUGCCGGCGGGUUCUGCUUGUCCCUCCACCUCGGUGCUGGUGGGCUUCGACCCGGAGGACACGGUGGAGGAGCUUUGCGAACGGGCCGCCUUCAAGAUCGGCGGAGCGGUCCUGGACCAGUACCGCGUCAAUCCCAACUUCUCGCUGUUCCUUCGAGACGAGGAGGUCGCUGGUGAUCGGCUGGUUGCACACUGCAGCCAGACUGGCUCCGGAGUGUGGCUGUCCAUGCGGAAGAGGAUGCCGCUCCGUGACUUGGCGAUAGAGAUCUACGUCAAGACCUUAACUGGCAAGACAAUUACGCUGAACUGCAAUGAAUCUGACACCAUUCAAAUGGUGAAGCAGGCGAUCACGGCCUCAGCAGGUAUUCCGCCCGACCAGCAGAGACUCGUUUGGAGCAGGCGUCAAUUGUUGGAGACCUGCACCCUCCUUGACUACGGCGUGGGGCAUCGGUCGACCCUUGACCUGAUACUGCGUCUGCGCGGUGGCGGCAGCCACACCGCCGUGGCGCAAGGGGCGCUGGCUGCGGACGAGGACGCUGCGGCCCCGGAGGGCGCUGAGCCCGUCCCCGCCCCGCCUGCCCAGCCGCAGCGGGCCGCCACCCAGCUGGCGGUGGGCAGGAUCCUGUCCGGAGAGGUCGUCCCGCCCCCGGAGACGGUCGGCUGCCGAUUCGUGGUGCGGUGGCACAGCAGCGUCAAACUCCAGUUUGACGUGUUCGUUCAAGAGCAGAAGGCGUGAUGCGCUUCAAAGCAGCUAUUGAGCAAUCAAAGUUUUCUCAAUGUUAACUGUUUUCUUUAGUUUGAACUGAUUUUAAUGUUAUGUUUAAGCAGCUAUUGAGCAAUCUAAGUACUCAAUGUAAACUGUUAGUAAUCUUUGGUUUAACCUGAUUUUAAUGUUAUUAUAAAAUAGUAACGAUACACUCUUUUGUUGACUAAUUAUACUUGUAUGUAGUAGGCCCUGAUUUGUUGCGAAAGGCUUUGUAUUUCCUCUUUUGUUUUGCUGUGCUGAAGAAGCCCCCUUUGUGUUAUGAGAGCGAACCGUACAAAUACACCUUCUCUUAUAAGAGUAAA
Molecule: messenger RNA, 1301 nt
Organism: Thrips palmi
Lineage: Eukaryota; Metazoa; Arthropoda; Insecta; Thysanoptera; Thripidae
Product: polyubiquitin-like
Exons: 3
Coding region: 199-969 (256 amino acids)
Biological process (GO): modification-dependent protein catabolic process; protein ubiquitination
Cellular component (GO): cytoplasm; nucleus
Molecular function (GO): ubiquitin protein ligase binding; protein tag activity
Source: RefSeq, a predicted model, not a curated record